Messenger RNA from Musa acuminata AAA Group (dessert banana), 2211 nucleotides. RefSeq names its product probable carboxylesterase 11. The transcript has a single exon. Bases 1412 to 2014 code for a protein of 200 amino acids. Gene Ontology annotation, molecular function: hydrolase activity. The record is from RefSeq and is a predicted model, not a curated record. NCBI's taxonomy places the organism in Eukaryota, Viridiplantae, Streptophyta, Magnoliopsida, Zingiberales, Musaceae.
UCAAUCAUUCUUGGUAAAACUGACACAUAUUCUGUGCUAUCAGUCCUGUUGUAUUGACAUUGGAUCCAUGCUUGGUUACCUAAACAACAUGUGAUGCCAAAGAAAAGUGGCAAGUUGAAAGAAUCGAAAAAGAUUAGAAAGCCUUUCGAGGGAUGAUGGAGAUGACAGAUUGAAUUCUGUGCAAAGCACUCAUGCCCCUAAUGAUUAGAAAGAGAUACCUUUACCUUAGAUAUUUUCAUAUGAUUAUAGCUGAACUGCUUGACUUACACUUAUUUGUUUAUUUUGGAUGUUUGUGGUAUUCCUUGAGCACCAAAUUGGUGAUAUUAUUUGAUGUUGUGUAAUCGAUUCAAGUGAGAACCUAGGACAAGAAUAAGAAUCUCAACUUUCAAUCAUGCUUUUCUCGUUGAAGGAGAUGGUUGACAUGUGAGAACCUUUUUGUAAAAUAAUCAUGUUGAUGAAUUUGCAUAGUUCUUGACCUAACUUCUUGCUAGAGCACGUGCAGCUUUAAAUUGGUCUCUGAUGAAGGUCUGGGUAUAAAUUGGUAGUAGGAGUGAGAAUUUGACUUCUUAAAAGCAGUAUGAGUAGGUGGGCCUUCAAGUUUGAACUUUUUGUAGACCGAUAAGGGGCAUUAGGUAAUUUUUCUCAUCUUCCCAUGAAAAUGCCAAGGUUUUUAGUAUCAAUUCCUGUUCCAAUCUUCGGUCAAUCGGAGAAUGUCAGUUUCCUUGGUUUUGUAGUUGUGCUAAUUAUUGACCAUUUACGUACAAGUUUUGCCUGUUUAGAUUAUCUAUAUUAGAUUGUUGUUUUUUAAAUUAAAAUCAGUUCAGUAGGAUAGAUGGAAUAAUAUAAAUAUUAUUAUUAACAUCAUCAGUUUCAUUUGAAACACUAUCAAUCUGUAACUGAUCCAGAAACCAGAAGAAAUUUCGAGUUGGAUCCGACUGAUCCAGUUUUCGCCUUAUAAAGUUGAUUCUUCUUCGGUAUGCCCAUGGUUUUCCGGGCUGGUUUUGUCGGCCACUGCAAUUGGCACUGGCACCUUGUUCAUGUUCAUGCUAGUGCUGUGCCCUUGUAUGUGCAGUGAGUCACUUGACUAUGGAUGUGAUUGACACGGCAUGGUGGUGCACAUGCAACCUGCAUCCAUGUGCUGUGGUUGCUGCUGUCACCAUUUGUUUUGAAUUUGCUCUGGUAGCCAUCCAAUUGUUGCCAUCUUAGGUUAGUAAUUGACUUGGUCUGUUAAACAACUCUGGUCAUCCCCGAAUCCUUCACCUGCAGGUGGUGGGAACUUCAUACGCCGCCCUAUCUGCUUUUUAAGCCUGUGGGUGUUUAAUUCUCCAUUCUGUAGUCUAAUUCUUCAGAUAUUUUAACACGUAUCCAAUAUUUUGAUCUGCCAGUAUUGGCUCUAAUAACAAUAGUUGUUAUGUUUGCAACUAUAGCAUUUGACUUAGUGGAUCUUGUUUUCUGCUUGCUGCCAUGUCGAAACAGGUGUGUUCUACUCGGUGUAAGCUGUGGGGCUAAUAUUGCAGAUUAUGUUGCUCGAAAAGCAGUUGACGCUGGAAAACUGACAGAGCCAGUCAAGGUUGUCGCCCAAGUUCUGAUGUAUCCGUUCUUUGUUGGAAGCGUCCCCACUCAUUCGGAAAUAAAGCUAGCAAAUUCCUACUUCUACGACAAAUCUUUGUGUCUACUGGCUUGGAAGUUGUUCUUACCCGAGGACGAGUUCAGUCUAGACCAUCCAGCUGCAAACCCGCUCGUGCCAGGCAGGGGACCUCCAUUGAGAUGCAUGCCUCCGACGCUCACAGUGAUUGCGGAGCAUGACUGGAUGAGGGACCGUGCAAUCGUGUACUCCGAGGAGCUUCGCAAGGUAAACGUUGACGCACCAGUCCUGGAAUACAAAGAUGCAGUUCAUGAGUUUGCCACACUCGACAUGCUCCUCAAGACUCCUCAGGCACAGGCCUGUGCUGAAGACAUUGCAAUAUGGGUGAAGAAGUAUAUAUCGAUCCGCGGACACGAGUUCUCGUAUUAGAUGUCAAAGCUUUUGGUGUGUUAGAUAUCGGGUUUGGGGGGGGAGAAGAGCAUAGUUGUCACUGAGGCUGCACCUACAGUCGCAUCAGGUUUGAUGUGUUGAAUUAUUUCAUGUUCUUCAUUCUUGUCUGGGUGGGUGUAAUAUGUCAAGAACAGGCUCAGUUAAAUAUAAUGCUGUUCCCUCUUGUUUCUCUCUCA